Phytophthora sojae is the source of this 3105-nucleotide messenger RNA. RefSeq lists its product as hypothetical. Lineage: Eukaryota; Oomycota; Peronosporomycetes; Peronosporales; Peronosporaceae. The record is from RefSeq and is a predicted model, not a curated record. The transcript is spliced from 4 exons. Bases 1 to 3105 code for a protein of 1034 amino acids.
AUGGACGCCCCCGCAUCGAGCGCCGACGCGCCGCUUAUCCCAGCGCAACUCCCGCCUUCUGCUCCUCCGGUGAGGGGUGCGGAGGCGGGCGCGGGCAACGGCGGCGGCAGUCUGGCUGCUAGCGGCGAGGCCCAUGUGCCGGUCAAGGCCGGCAGCCCUGCGCGCAAGGUCGACGAGCAGGAGGGCACAGGCAACAGCAACGACAUGGACGAGGAGGAAGAAGAGGAGGAGGAGAGCGCGGCGUCUUCUGCGAAGAUCUCGCCUCUGCACACCAACGACCGGCCCGUCCGAGAGGACGAGGCCAUGGAAGAAGCCCCCAUCCGGGAUCCUCUGCACGAGCGCACGCCAAGCGUCACGGCUGCGGUGGCCAGCCUGCUGUCGUUCGAUGAGGUGAUCGACUUCAAGGCGUUUGGCAUCCUCUCGUCAACCCAUCCGGGAUCUCAAGAAGUUGUCAACAUCCUGCCUUCACGCCACGUUCUCCCGCCCAAGCGGCCUGGUGACGGCAACUCCUACCUGGAGGGGUAUGGCGGCACGGAGGCGUUAGCAAUCUUCGACGGCUUCUCCGCCCAGGACCUCCACGACUUGGGUAACCUGGUUGGCAGCCAGACGGAGCUGCGCAAUAACUUGCUGCGCCCGCAUGCCAACCGGGAGUCUCCCAGGCUGCCGCAGCUCGACCACUUUGAACUCGUUGCUUUCCCAGUCGGGCGCUUCGCGGAAAAGUUGUUCUUCACGACGUCUCUGCUUCAUCGCAUCCUCGACCGGGCACGGCGUGGCGACAUCCCCAUUCAAGGGCCGGUUGAGGUAUCUCCCGGCGGGGGCGCCACCCUGCAACAGCGUUACGACAGGCUUGUCGACGAGCACCGGUUCCUGCAGAUGUAUCACCAGCGUGAGGUGGCUGCACUCCGGGCGGAAAAGGUGGAGCUCCAAGCCCAGCUGGAGAAAGACUUCGCCUUGGCGGUCACUGAGGCUGAGGCCAAGCUCGAGCGCGCGAUUCUGGCCGUCCACCGUCUGCGUGUUACCAGCCAGGAGGAUGCUUUCAACACCGACCGGCUGAUGCAGUUCCUGAACCAAGGCGGGGCUGCCACUCGCGGUCGGUGGCGUAGGCUGGUGCGUCUGCUUCGUCACUUCCAACGGGGGUCCACGCCUCCCGCGCACUGGGUCACCAACAUCACCGUCGAGGCCGCUGACCGUCCGUUCAGGAUGAUCCCGCCCUAUCCGGGCCCAGUCGACCCGGACGUCGAGGACGACGAUGAUAACUACCAGGCGGGCAGCGGCAACGGCGACCAGGAUGGUGAUCGUGAAGAGAAGUCGGAGGACAAUCCGCCCACUCCUCUCCGUUCGGAUUUCCCACCUGCAGAUGGGUCUCCGUCCAAGCCCAGGCGGCGUACGUCCAAGGGGUCCCGUUCGGGGUCAUGUCCACGCGGUAUGGCCGAGCUUUCCAGCAAGCGUGGGCCGGUGUACGUCCAAAUGCGACCCACGGUCCACCCGGGAUCUGAUUUGCUCCCUCUGUCGCCCCAGACGGACUUCAAGCGCCUGAUUUCCGACUGUGCUGCAUCCCUGCCGGAGUUUUUCCCUUGGUCGGAUGUCCGGCUGGAUGUCCAGUUCGUCAUGCGGAUGGACCAUGGGUACGAAGAGGCCUUGGACAUCCUCCGUCAGGAUUGUCCGGCCCACCAGUAUUUCCCAAAGCCUUGGCUGCUGGCAAUGCUGGUCAAGAUGGUGUACCAUGGCACCCUGGACGACACCCUCUGGACGCGUCAUGCCCCCGAGACCUUCUACAAGAUGGCUGAGGUCAUGCUCCAGGGACGUCUCCGGUCGGGUUUGUAUCCGGAGGAGUUUCCGCCACUGCGCAACUUGGCCGAGGAGGCUGCUGCCGAGAUGGAGAUCGUCGAAGUUGACGGCUCCAGUGAAAGUGACGACUCUCGUGACUCCGACUACGAGGACAAGGCCAAAACAUCUCCAUCUGGGAAGAGCGCGGAUGGGCCAUCCAAGGCGGAGUCCAUUGACGAGAGCAGCUCGUCGGACAGCGACACCGAUGAGGAGCAGCCGUCCAAGCCCAAGCGCAACCCCAAGCGGAACCGCGUUCAGGCAUCUUCGGACAACUCCUCUGAGGACGAGCUCCAGUCGUCUUCCUCAUCCCAGCGUCGGUCUCCUCGGUUGUCGUCCCAGAAGGAACCCCGGUCGAAGUUCGCGCUGCAGGAUAAACCUGAUCGACCUUCGUCCAAGAAGAACCCCAAAAAACGCAGCCGGACGUCGAAACCCACACGGGAGGGUGGCAAGUCGCCCCUGGCACAGAAGUCUUACGAGGACCUGAACAGCAGGGAAUUGGCGAUCAUCGAGACCCCAUCUGGGGACAUUGUCUCGUGGCGUCGUCGUGGUGUCGGCACUCGUUUCUCUCCGAAGAAAGGUGGCAUCGAGGGCCAGACGCCUGGGUUUCCUAACUACGCACCUCAGCAGCCUGAUACCAAGUACCUGGCCAGGCGUUGGCCUCCAGUCGAAGAUGAGUAUGCGGCCCUGGUCGAGAAGGAACCCUGCCUGGAGAUGUUUAACAACCGGGUCAAGGUCAUGUACUUCCACCGCCGGGACCAACUAUCCCCAGCUGUGAUCCGCAUCCUGGACCAACAUGUGGAGUACAUGAAGGAUCACCUUCCAGCCUUCUGGCACAUCCUGCACUGGUUCAUGAUGAUGACCAAGCCUGAAGACGACGAGAAGUGCGACGACCUCACGAUCUACGAACGGGCUCAAGAUCUCCACCGCAAGCGCCAGGCGCUCCACGACGGGGUUGCGCGCACCUUCGAGGCCCGCAUCAAGCGUCUGAUCAAGGCCGGCAUGCCGAAAACGAUGGUCUGGGAGCCUGGAUUCUGGUUGUACCCGUGCAAGAUCUGCUACCUGUACUUGGUCGACGAAUCAACCAAGAAGGACGAUGGCACGCGUUACACCCUGGCUGACCAGAUCGCGAUGGCCGAACUCGAAGACCCCGGCCGGACUCAGUGGACUACCUGUACGGAUGACGAGCGUCUGGCGCACGUCCCAGCCAAGAUCGUCGACAAGAUGCUGCUUCCAGAGCACGAGCGCGUCAACAACUGGGUCUCGACCAAGUUCCAGUGA